CAAACCGUACAAACGGUGCAAACGGUGCAAACGGUGUAAACCGUACAAACCGUACAAACGGUGCAAACGGUGUAAACGGUGCAAACGGUGCAACAGGUUUUUCAUACACACAACAUCAGAUUUGGGCCUGGAAGGAAUUCUUGACCUGCCCGCUGGGUGUUUCGGACGAUGAUUUAUCUAAGGUGAUCCGAAUGGUACCAGAGAUACCUAUCCAGAAUCAUUUUAAGGAACCUGGAGCUGGGCGUUCAUUCUUCAUGGUGUCAUGGUCGUUUUCAUCAGCACAACUCGACCGUCUAAUAGAAUAUCUGAAAGAGGAAGAGACUACAUUCGAAGAGUUGCAGACAUGGUCGAAUUUUAUCACUUCGCGGAAUAAUUUAGGACCUAACGCUCGCCUAACCGUCCGGUACAUUAGUUCCGGCGCAGGACCAUCGGACGCUCCGCUACCACUCACGAUCGCUCAGAUGAUGGAAGAUGAGUUUAUUAAUCCCUUUUGUGGAGUUCUCCCAGAGUUCCUAGAGGCAGUAAACGUGGCCUUGCCGGAUGUGGCAAGGGAUGUCCAAAUGCACAUCCUCCCCGACUUCUUCUCUUUGGUACAUAACAACGAGACACGGUUUUGGCAUCGUCUUGUAUAUCAAGCAUUGCUCGUGGCAUUCGACCUCGAGUCGCUUAUCAACCGCGACCUGGAACCGCCCUUAGUACCUCAAGACUUGCCCAGGGGUGAAUUUAGCUUGUUGAACACUGUAUAUCGCGGAGGCAUGCCCUCGACUUUAAUAUCUAACCACUUGGUUCAUAUACAAAACAGGGCGAGACAGCUAUUCCAACAAAUGUACAGAUCUUCUCAGUCUGGAAACAACCUGGACAUCUUCCCGAGGGCCAUGACCGUGGAGGCGCUCAACUCUCUCAUACUACAGGCGACUCCUUUCGAACUUGAAGGGGAGCGGCCCGUACUGAUAUUUGCCGUAAAAGGCGUCCCUCCGGGUGAUCUCUUUAAUAGCAAAAUGUACCUCGAGGGGGAAACUUCCGAUGUAUUGCUUAUGAAGACUCUGAUCGAGGAGGUGAUGUUGGACGGGCGGGAUACUGAUUUCCAUGGCAAUAUUGUCCCUUUUUAUUGCUUUGCGCCUUUUUAUAGACGGUUCAGUCCCGGAUAUAUCAAGGAGUUUACUGCGUAUAUGUGGGAUUACGUCAGGGCUACUCGUCCUGUGGUUUUUGUCACCCUGGGGAAGCGAAUGGCCGAAGUCGUCCAUAGAGCUUUUUGCACAGAUCCAGCCGAGGACUCAGAAUCGAUCCCGAUACACGAAUUAGGACUGGGAUCGCCCAGAAUAAUAACCUUAACGGGAUCAGGCAGAUCAAGAGAAGGACCUUUCAGCUUCAUACACAUUCCCCUCCUCGACCCUGGGCGGUACAUGUAUACGAUGACACCGGAGACGCGGGAAGUGUUCCUGGCCUACAUGACGUAUUCUUUCGAGUACGUAGUCCUAGUGGCGGAUACCGCGAAGAUAUUCAGGGACGAAAUGGAGUCAUCCGGAGGGGGUAUUGAUGAGGGUAGCGCUCAAUUUUGCCAGGAAGUUAUAUUGCGGGUACGACGUAGGCUACGAAGUACAUUGGGACGUCCCUUUGUGGAGGGCAUAAGAAAGGCGAAAUUCGAUAUCGCGGAGCUGAUUACCCAGGAACCGAUCAUGUUUUGCUGAGGAACUUGGACGAGAGACGUUUUGUUCGUAGAGGUGAAUAGGGGAAAGGAACUUUUGUUUCUAAGAAACGUCGUUAUCAUGACAUUCAAAGCUACUCUUCUAGGCGGUUUCAGGGGCUGGAUUAUAUGGGAAUCGGAUUAUUGGGGAGCGAGUAAACACACUAUAGCACGGAGUUGGGGCUGUCGUUUACUCUAUUUACUCUACGGGUUGUCGUUCGUUAGAUUAUAGAUUCCGUGUAGGGAUAUUGGCCAAUAUUUCGAGUACGCCUGGUAUAAUUUUUUAUAGAAAUCAAUACGCAGGUAGACAUA
Messenger RNA from Daldinia loculata, 1996 nucleotides. RefSeq lists its product as uncharacterized. The record is from RefSeq and is a predicted model, not a curated record. Lineage: Eukaryota; Fungi; Ascomycota; Sordariomycetes; Xylariales; Hypoxylaceae. Bases 192 to 1688 code for a protein of 498 amino acids. The transcript has 2 exons.